AUGGAUUUAUUGAAAACUACCAGCAAUAAAAAUGGCCACCACGAUAAUUCCCACGAAGAAGCCCUGGAACGUAUUAUUAAGUCAUUAAAAUCUCCCACUAUGGUCUGUGAGGACCAUUUCGAUGGCCAAAUACCUCACACCUUUGUAAUAUUUGGCGCUUCGGGUGAUUUGGCCAAAAAGAAAAUUUAUCCCACUUUAUGGUGGUUAUAUCGUGAUAAUCUCUUGCCUAAACCCACUAGAUUUUGUGGUUAUGCCCGUUCUAAGUUAACCACUUUGGAUGUACGCAAAUCGUGUGAGAAAUAUAUGAAGGUCCAACCCCAUGAACAGCAACGCUAUGAAGAAUUCUGGCAAUUAAAUGAUUAUGUAUCGGGUAACUAUGAUGGUCGUUUGGGUUUCGAAAUGCUACAGCAACAAAUGGAGGCUAUGGAAAAUAAAGGAAUAGCAAAUCGUAUAUUCUACUUAGCGUUGCCGCCAUCAGUGUUCAAUAGUGUAACCGUACAUGUUAAGGAGAUAUGUUUAUCGAAAAAAGGUUGGAAUCGUGUUAUUAUUGAGAAACCUUUUGGCCGUGAUGAUGUAUCUUCCAAACAUUUAAGCGAUCACUUAGCUUCUCUCUUCCACGAAGAACAAAUUUAUCGUAUUGAUCAUUAUUUGGGCAAAGAAAUGGUACAAAAUCUCAUGACUAUACGUUUUGCCAAUAAGAUAUUGGGUGCCACAUGGAAUCGUGAGAGCAUAGCCUCGGUUCUAAUCACCUUUAAAGAGCCCUUUGGUACCGAGGGACGUGGUGGCUAUUUCGAUGAAUUCGGCAUUAUACGUGAUGUUAUGCAAAAUCAUCUUUUACAGAUAUUAUCUUUGGUGGCCAUGGAAAAACCGGUUACCUGUCAUCCCGACGACAUAAGAGAUGAAAAGGUUAAGGUUUUGAAAAGUAUACCCGCGUUAACGUUAGAUGAUAUGGUUUUGGGUCAAUAUAUAGGUAAUCCCGAGGGUCAGGGUGAAGCUUUAAAAGGUUAUUUAGAUGAUCCUACUGUUGAUCCCAAUUCCACAACACCCACCUAUGCCUUGGGGGUGUUAAAGAUUAAUAACGAACGUUGGCAGGGGGUUCCCUUUAUACUGAGAUGUGGCAAGGCUUUGAAUGAACGUAAGGCAGAGGUACGCAUCCAAUACCAGGACAUACCCGGCGAUAUAUUCGAGGGUAAUACUAAACGUAAUGAAUUGGUAAUACGUGUCCAACCGGGCGAGGCUUUGUAUUUCAAAAUGAUGACCAAAUCCCCGGGCAUUACAUUCGAUAUUGAAGAAACCGAAUUGGAUUUGACCUAUGAACAUCGCUACCGAGAUUCCUACUUACCCGAUGCCUAUGAACGUUUAAUCCUAGAUGUUUUCUGUGGUUCUCAAAUGCAUUUUGUACGUUCCGAUGAGUUGCGCGAAGCCUGGCGUAUUUUCACGCCCAUUUUACAUCAAAUUGAGAAUAACAAAGUGAAACCUAUACCUUAUAAGUACGGUUCUCGCGGUCCCAAAGAGGCCGAUGUUAAGUGUAGUGAGAGUAAUUUUAAAUAUUAUGGUUCUUAUAAAUGGCAUGGAAAUAAUAAUAACUGGAUAAAUAGAACACAAUAGUUUUUAGGUGCUUUUUUCAUUAAGACAUUAAUUUUUCGCGUGUUUUUUCUUUGUACAAAAUUCAUGGUUUCAUUUGUAUAAGAAAAUAAAAUCCAGAUUUUUCAUUAAUUUUUAGAAAAUUUUGUACAAAAAUUACAUUAUUUCAUUUGUUUACAUUUUUUUGUUUUUUGUAAAAAUUUAUUAUUCAAAAUUCAUUAAUUAUAAAAAUAUUUCAUAAUUAUUUUGUAUUAAGUUUAUUGGACUUGUUGGAUUUAAUUUAUAACAAAAAAUUUGUUUGUUGCAAAAAUAAAAUAAAAUUAUGAAAAAAUUAAUAAAAA
Messenger RNA from Lucilia sericata (common green bottle fly), 1925 nucleotides. RefSeq names its product glucose-6-phosphate 1-dehydrogenase (gene Zw). Gene Ontology annotation, molecular function: glucose-6-phosphate dehydrogenase activity; NADP binding. NCBI's taxonomy places the organism in Eukaryota, Metazoa, Arthropoda, Insecta, Diptera, Calliphoridae. Gene Ontology annotation, cellular component: cytosol. Gene Ontology annotation, biological process: glucose metabolic process; pentose-phosphate shunt, oxidative branch. The record is from RefSeq and is a predicted model, not a curated record.